AUGGGUAAGUUGUUGGAGGAGAAAAGGAAACAUAUUUAUUGGACUCCUUGUGCAGCUCAUUGUAUUGAUUUGAUGCUUGAAGAUAUUGGGAAGCUUCUCUUGAUAAGGAAGACAAUUAGAAGGGCAAUUAAUCUAGUUGGGUUUAUCUAUGCCCAUUCUAGUGCCUUAAGUUUGUUGAGAAAUUUUACAAACAAGAGGGAAUUGGUGAGACAUGCUAUUACUAGAUUUGCCACUUCUUAUCUAACCUUGGAAAGGCUCCACAAAGAGAAAGACAAUAUUAGAAAGAUGUUUACUUCUGAUGAAUGGACCUUGAACAAGUUAUCUAAGGAGCCUAAGGGAAAAGAAGCUGCAAAGGUAGUGCUCAUGCCUUCUUUUUGGAAUAGUGUGGUUUACACUCUUAAAGUCAUGGCUCCACUUGUGAAAGUGCUUCGUCUUGUGGAUGGUGAAAGGAAACCAGCCUUGGGCUAUAUUUAUAAAGCAAUGGACAAGGCAAAAGAAACAAUUAUUAAGUCUUUCACCAACAAUGAAAGCAAGUACAAAGAUGUGUUUGCAAUCAUUGAUAAAAGAUGGAAUUGUCAACUUCAUAGGCCAUUGCAUGCAACUUUCCACUUCUUAAAUCCAUAUUUCUUUUAUGACAACACUGAUUUGGAGUUUGAUUUUGAGGUCACCAAUGUUUUUUUAGAUUGCAUUAAGAAUUUGAUUCCACAAUUUGAUGUGAAACAAAAAAUUCUAACCGAGUUGCAUCUUUACAAGAUUGGUGCCGAACACUUUGCAUAUUGGUGGCGAAUGUUUGGGUCACAAACUCCAAAUUUGCAAAAGCUAGCUAUUAAAAUUUUGAGUUUGACUUGCAGUGCUUCAGGAUGUGAAAGAAAUUGGAGUGUGUUUGAGCAAAUUCAUUCCAAAAAAAGAAUUAGGCUUGAGCACAAGAGGUUGCAUGAUUUGGUGUUUGUCAAAUACAACCAACAAUUGAAGCAAAGAUAUAAUGCAAGAGAUGAAAUUGAUCCAAUUUCUCUUAAUGAUAUUGAUGUGUACAAUGAAUGGCUCGCUUCGGGGGUUAGAGAGUGUAGGAUGUAUACUAGGUGGAAAAAGCAAAAAACAACAAGUGUUGCUGCUGCCCAAACUUCUAAAAAACGGGCAAUGGUUGUUGAAUCUUCAUCAAGGAAGCAAAAAGCAGUCCAAGAAAACGACGAGGAUCUAGAUUUUAAGGAGAAUAUUGAACUUGAAUCUGAAGAAGAAGAAAUCAUGAUCAAUUUUGAGGCGUCUGAUGGAGAAGAGGGAGAGGGAGAUGCUCCAUUACCUUAUGAUAACAACAAAGAUGAUUAUAUUGGAAUUGGAGAAGAUGAUUAG
Molecule: messenger RNA, 1347 nt
Organism: Glycine soja
Lineage: Eukaryota; Viridiplantae; Streptophyta; Magnoliopsida; Fabales; Fabaceae
Exons: 4
Coding region: 1-1347 (448 amino acids)
Molecular function (GO): protein dimerization activity
Source: RefSeq, a predicted model, not a curated record